This is a messenger RNA of Aureobasidium musti, 2037 nucleotides long. The record is from the annotation of a GenBank genome assembly. NCBI's taxonomy places the organism in Eukaryota, Fungi, Ascomycota, Dothideomycetes, Dothideales, Saccotheciaceae.
AUGCAAGCAUGCUUCUUUCGCGCCCUUCAUAGACGCCUCGGAGCGUGUAACGUCAACGCGCCCAAGAUCAACCAUGCCUACUCGUAUACCCGCCUCUUCCACGCAGCACCCUGCAGACUAGCCCAGGCCGCUAAGGUGCAAUCCGACCUCGAGAAACGUAUCGCUGCCAUACCCAUCGAGCGCUUUCGCAACUUCUGCAUUGUCGCUCACGUCGACCAUGGNAAAAGUACCUUGAGCGACCGCCUGCUGGAGAUCACCGGUGUCAUUGANAAAGGUGGAAAUGCCCAGAGCCUGGACAGGCUCGAUGUCGAACGAGAAAGAGGUAUCACUGUCAAGGCUCAGACAUGUACCAUGCUAUACAACCACAAGGGUCUCGACUAUAUGUUGCACCUGGUCGACACUCCUGGUCACGUCGACUUCAGAGCAGAGGUCUCGAGAAGUUAUGCCAGUUGUGGUGGAGGUGCGUUGUCUAGUAGCCCCAAUCUCAACAACAACCAUGCGCUGACCAUGUCCAUACANGCUUUGCUAGUCGUUGAUGCAAGUCAGGGUGUGCAGGCACAGACCGUCGCCAACUUCUACCUUGCUUUCUCCCAGGGUCUCACCCUCGUCCCCGUCAUCAACAAGAUCGAUCUGCCCACAGCCGACGCCCCACGAGCACUUGAACAGAUCAAGGAUACUUUCGAGUUGGAUCCCAAGAAGGCAGUUCUAGUUUCAGCAAAGUCUGGUAUCAAUGUCGAGGCACUGCUCCCUAGCGUCGUCGAGAACAUCCCCGCUCCUGUAGGAGAUGAAAACAAGCCGUUGCGUCUUCUCCUAGUAGAUUCGUGGUACGACAAUUACAAGGGUGUCAUCUUGCUGGUUCGCAUUUUCCAAGGACAAGUCAAGCCAGGCGACCAUGUCACUUCGUUCGCUACUGGCAUUAAAUACUAUGUUGGCGAGGUCGGAAUCAUGUACCCUCUUCAGACACCCAUGACGGUUUUGCGCGCUGGUCAGGUCGGCUACAUCUACUUCAACCCUGGAAUGAAGCGUUCACAAGAUGCCAAAGUUGGCGACACCUACACCACUGUCGGCUCGGAGAAGCUUGUUGAGAUGCUACCUGGCUUUGAGGAGCCUAAACCCAUGGUUUUCGUUGCUGCAUUCCCUGUCGACCAAAGCAACUACGAGCAUCUGGAGGACAGCAUUAAUCAGAUCGUGCUUAACGAUCGUAGUGUCUACGUCCAAAAAGAGUCAUCGGAAGCUCUGGGUGCAGGUUGGCGUCUCGGGUUCUUGGGCACGUUACAUUGCUCAGUCUUUGAGGAUCGUCUUCGACAAGAGCACGGAGCGAGUAUCAUCAUCACUCCUCCGUCCGUACCAUUCAAGAUCAUAGACCANAAGGGCAAAGAGACAAUUGUCUCGAACCCGAACGAUUUCCCAGAAACCGAUACACUGCAUCAAAAGGUACAUGAGCUUCAGGAACCGUUCGUCCUUGCCACCAUCACCAUGCCUGAAGAGUAUCUCGGCAAAGUCAUCGAGCUGUGCGAAGGCAACCGAGGUGUACAGAGCGAGCUCACAUUCUUCACAUCAACCCAAGUAAUUCUGAAGUACGAAUUGCCGCUAGCGCAACUCGUAGAUGACUUCUUUGGAAAGCUAAAGGGCUUGACUAAAGGUUAUGCGUCCCUAGAUUACGAAGAUGCUGGUUGGCGCAAGUCUAGCAUUAUCAAGCUGCAAUUGCACGUCAACAAAAUCCCCGUUGAUGCAGUCGCUCGUGUUUGUCAUCACAGUCAAGCUGAGCGCAUCGGCAAGCAAUGGGUCACAAAGUUCAAGGAGCAUGUUGAUCGACAAAUGUUUGAGAUUGUCAUUCAGGCUGUUGCUGGCAGAAGAAUUGUUGCUCGUGAAACCAUCAAGCCUUUCCGAAAGGAUGUUCUGGCAAAGCUUCACGCAGCCGAUACCAGUAGAAGAAGGAAGCUGCUCGAAAGGCAGAAAGAAGGAAGGAAGAAGCUCAGAGCUGUUGGCAACGUUGUGAUUGACCAGAAAGCAUUCCAGGGCUUCUUGGCGAAGUGA